Molecule: messenger RNA, 979 nt
Organism: Arabidopsis arenosa
Lineage: Eukaryota; Viridiplantae; Streptophyta; Magnoliopsida; Brassicales; Brassicaceae
Source: the annotation of a GenBank genome assembly
GUGAUUGUGUUAGGGUUUGUUGCCCGUAAAAUCAGAUUUUGUGUACAAUUUUCCAUGGAAGACGAACCAGGAAGCGAAAAUGAAGGAGACACCAUAGUUGCUUCACCACUUGCGAAAUGGAGAAUCGAAUUCUCGAGAUCAUUUCAGAAUUACUUAGACAGAUCUGCUCCUAACAUUGUUCGAAGAUGGCUUGUGACUUUAGUCGCUGCUGUGAUCUAUAUCUAUAGGGUUUACUCUGUUUAUGGAUACUUCGUUAUCUCUUAUGGCUUAGCUACUUAUAUCUUAAACCUCUUGAUUGGUUUCCUCUCUCCUAAAGUUGAUCCUGAGCUUGAAGCUUUGGAUCCUGAUUCUUUACCUGUUGAUGAGUCUGAUGAGUAUAAGCCCUUUGUUCGUCGUCUUCCUGAGUUCAAGUUCUGGUAUGCAGCAACUAAGGCGUUUGUUGUUGCAUUUGUGAUGACUUUCUUCUCCUUCUUGGAUGUGCCUGUGUUCUGGCCGAUCUUGUUGUGUUACUGGUUGGUUCUGUAUUCUCUCACUAUGAAACGCUUAAUCGUGCACAUGUUCAAGUAUCGAUACUUUCCUUUCGAUGUAAGAAAGCCUGUAAAGCUGCUCAAGUUACUUGUUCAUGGUGUCCUGACCUUUUUAAGACUCAAGAGGGAUGAUGGUGAAAAUGAUAGGCCCAGUAGCAGCAAUUCAUCUCAGGGAAAUGAAAAACAGGAUUAGAUGUGAAUCGUAGAUCAGGUACUGAUCUCUACGUGGUGAUAGGCGAAGGACGAAAGGAUACAAACUAAGAAGAGAAGAAUAUCAAGUAAAUUGUACUAUAGUCAUGCUAGUGGAAUAGGAAAACAAAAGUUCUUGAAGCGUAACAGAACUAAGAAAUAUCUCUUAUGUUUUGAGUAAUCUCCUGCAUUUUCUGGUUUUUCAUUGUAAUGUGUAACAGAGUAUCUACAAUUAUACGUUUAAAUGAAUUUGGGAUUCACAG